UCCUUUGGGGGCAAGGUUCUCCAUUUCAGGGCAUCUGUGGGUUUAAGGUGUUUAGAUCUUAUAAAGGAUCCCUGCCCCAAAUCUCAUAAAAGUAUUAGAACUUUUGGGGAAGUAUUUUUAUAACCUUUGGGUAGAGACGAGAUGCGUUAAGGAGACAAGAAACACCACACCGGGAGUAUUGACACAUUUGAGGACACCAAGGUCAAGAAGAUAAACUCGACAUGAUUGAAACUAUAAAUGCAGUUAGUAACAACAAUGGAUGACAUUUAUUAGGCAUUAACAUAAAGCUAGUCACUGCCUUUUUUAUAUGCUUGACUUCAUUGAAUCUUCUCCAUAACCUUCUACAGGAAGCACAAUGCUAUCUCAUUAUAUAGUUGAUUCGAGGGGCACAGAAGAGUUAAGGAAUUUGCCCAAGGUCACACAGCUAAGCAGUCAUUGGGUCAGGAUGUGAGCCCAGAAUUUGCAUUUUAAAUCCUUAAACGUAAAGGCCUGGGAGAAAUUGUUUGCAAUUCCCACAAGGGCCCAAGAGAGAAAUGGGCAGAAGGUGUGAGCACAGGAACUGACAUAAGGACAAUGCAGAUUAAAACAUCAGCGAGACACCGUCUGUGCCUCAACCAUUAAGAGGAACAAAGUGACUGAUCAUAUCAAGGGAGCUGAGAUACGCGCUUCUGCACGAGUGUAAACGGAUACAGCCUUUUUGGAGGCCUAUUUUGGAGGUAGCUAUUAAAAUUCUAAAUGUCCCUGGCACCAAAGACCAUUCUCUGUGGAGUAUUAGGACGAACCAUUUUAAAUUGCCUUAUUUUUUGUAGGUCAAAACUGGCCUAAUUUCUGCAACCGCGCACGGCUCCACCCAAUACCAGAGCGGGUGGGGCGGAGUGGGCGGGGCUGGGACGAGUCUGGACGCUCAUUAGGCUCAGGCAAUGUCGAUCAUGAGCGCUCAGCGAAUGCGGACCCAGGCAUGGGGCGGGGCCUCGGGCGGAGGCGGGUCCGGACGCCUCGCUCACCUGCGGCCGCGGACACGCCCCCCCCUCGGAGGGUGGAGACGGUUUCAGUCUUCAUAGGUUGCCUGCUGCUGUCUGCACCUGUGUUUGGCUACCUGGGCGACCGACACAGCCGCAAAGCUACGCUGAGCAUUGGGAUCCUGCUCUGGUCAGGGGCGGGCCUCUCCAGCUCCUUCAUUUCCCCCCAGUAUUCCUGGCUGUUCUUCCUGUCCCGGGGAGUCGUGGGCACCGGCUCAGCCAGCUACUCCACCAUCGCACCCACCAUUCUGGGCGACCUCUUUGUGAGGGACCAGCGGACCCGGGUGCUGGCCAUCUUCUACAUCUUUAUCCCUGUCGGAAGUGGUCUGGGCUACAUGCUGGGCUCGGCCGUGUUGCAGCUGACCGGGAACUGGCACUGGGCCCUCCGAGUCAUGCCCUGCCUGGAAGCUGUAGCCUUGGUCCUGCUUAUCGUGCUGGUUCCAGACCCUCCCCGGGGAGCUGCUGAGAAGCAGGAGGAGGUGGCCAUGGGGGGCCCGAGGAGCAGCUGGUGGGAGGACGUCAGAUACCUGGGGAGAAACUGGAGCUUUGUGUGGUCCACCCUUGGGGUGACUGCCAUCGCCUUUGUGACUGGAGCUCUGGGCUUCUGGGCCCCCAAAUUUCUGUUCGAGGCCCGUGUGGUGCAUGGACUGCAGCGUCCUUGCCUCCAGGAGCCGUGCAACAGCCAGGACAGCCUGAUUUUUGGGGCGCUGACUGUCGUGACUGGCAUCAUUGGAGUUGUCCUGGGAGCAGAGGCUUCCAGGAGGUACAAGAAAGUCAACCCUCGGGCCGAGCCCCUCCUCUGCGCCGGCAGCCUUCUGGUCGCAGCCCCCUGCCUCUACCUGGCUCUCAUCCUGGCCCCGACCACGUUCCUGGCCUCCUAUGUAAGUGCUCCUGGCCCUCGGGGAGCUGCUUCUGUCCUGCAACUGGGCGGUGGUUGCCGACAUCCUGCUGUCCGUGGUGGUGCCCAGGUGCCGGGGGACAGCAGAGGCUUUGCAGAUCACAGUGGGCCACAUCCUGGGGGAUGCCAGCAGCCCUUACCUUACUGGACUGGUGUCCAGCACCCUGAGGGCUGGGCGCCCAGACUCCUACCUGCAGGCCUUCCUCAGCCUCCAGCAGAGUUUCCUGUGCUGUGCAUUUGUCAUUGCCCUGGGCGGGGGCUGCUUCCUGCUGACGGCGCUGUGCCUGGAGUGGGACCAGGCCCGGGCCCGGGCGCCUGGCACAGGGACCCCGGACGGCGAGGACACGGAGAGGCGAGCCCUGCUUUCUGGCGCGGGCGCCGCCACAGAGGACCCCUGAGGCCCCCGCCCUCCUGCCCGCCUCCCUGCACCCCUCCCUCUGGCCGCCGCAGCAUCAGGGCCCUGUUCCCCUCUGGCUGUGGCUCAGGGCCCCCAGCCGAGCUGCACCUGUCGUUUCUUCCCUCCCAGCCAGAGAGCUGGCAGGGCCUGUGGCGGGAAUUGAGCUGUCAGCGCCUUCGGCGGGAGGCCUGGGCCUGCGCCCACCCAGCCCCGGAUCCUCAGCCCGGUUGGUUGCCUGUGGGCCCCGAGUAAAAGUGGAUUUCAGGACUUU
Neofelis nebulosa (Clouded leopard) is the source of this 2585-nucleotide messenger RNA. It is a transcript of the gene SPNS3, whose product is annotated as SPNS lysolipid transporter 3, sphingosine-1-phosphate (putative). Gene Ontology annotation, cellular component: membrane. Gene Ontology annotation, biological process: transmembrane transport. The record is from RefSeq and is a predicted model, not a curated record. Gene Ontology annotation, molecular function: transmembrane transporter activity. The transcript has 11 exons. Lineage: Eukaryota; Metazoa; Chordata; Mammalia; Carnivora; Felidae. Bases 959 to 2566 code for a protein of 535 amino acids.